Mycosarcoma maydis (corn smut) is the source of this 4317-nucleotide messenger RNA. RefSeq lists its product as uncharacterized. Lineage: Eukaryota; Fungi; Basidiomycota; Ustilaginomycetes; Ustilaginales. Gene Ontology annotation, biological process: regulation of Rab protein signal transduction. The record is from RefSeq and is a predicted model, not a curated record. Gene Ontology annotation, cellular component: cytoplasmic vesicle. The transcript has a single exon. The coding region runs from base 1 to 4317 and encodes 1438 amino acids.
AUGUUGCGCGCCACCGACGCUGCCGGUUCCAACAGGUCGGGCAGCCGAGCUGGGAUGAGCGGCAAGUUUUCUCUCUCCAACCUCUCGCUCAAGAGCGCAGACGGCAGGUCGGGCGCUCGUACACCCAAGAACGCUCAUCGUCAGUUCAAUAGCGCUUCAACUUCAAGGUAUAGCAACGCUCGUACCUCUAACGUUUCCAUCCCCAAAUCCACCGAUGGCAACAACAUCGCUCAACUCUAUGCCGUUUUCGGUCUUCCAAAGGACCCUGCCGUCUGGACCUUGGCCGAAGAGGAUUGCACCAAUGGCGUACACCACAUUGAAAACGCCGUCGGCCGCUUCUGGCGUCCCGAGGUGCUCGGCUGCUCCAUUUGUCCGCCUCUUAACCCAGUCGAUGAGCAGCCUGCAAAGGCCCCUCUCUCUCCCGCCAGCACCUCUGAAAAGAAGGAUGCAAAGACCAGCGCUUGGGGUUCCGACAAAAAGAACGGCUCAAACCCAAAGUUUAUCGAAAUGGCCGACGGUCGCGGCGGCAUAGAGCGAGCAGAGACCGCUCGUGUCCUCUCAAAAGCGCUCAAACUCUCUUUCACUCGCGAGAUCGAGAUCUCCUCUGGUCCCGUCCACUUUCCUCCCUCGUCUACCUCGCACACCUUUUCCUUCAGCGUCCCCACCGUAAAGUCGUCUGCAUCAGGAGGCGCCGCGCGCCCCUCGACAGACGUGCGCAAGGCCACCGCUCCCUUCUCGGUUGGCGCUGCCAACGUCCACAAUGUGCGCUCCUUCUCCGCCGUCGGCGAGGGUUUUGGCCUUGAAGGCGUCUCGUCUCGUCUCGCUGCCGGUACCACGUCGGCCGGCGAAGAUACUCCCAGCGUAGCCACCUUUUACGGCUCGGUCCUCACCGUAUGGAGUGCAGCCGACGAGAAGCGAGCAAAAGCCAUCCGCAAAGAGCUCUCCCGACUCGCAAAGGCGCGCGCCAACGGCCGUAGCGGUGUCAACAAGAGCAUCAACAAUCAAGGCGAAGACAUCGAAGAAGACUUUGAAGCCACCAGCGCUUUGGGUCACUCGCUCCUACCAGACAACAACGCCUUCUUCAUGCCUUACGCUAUCUGCAUCGUCUCCCGUUAUCCCAUCUACAAUUUGCUCGGCGACUGGAACAAGGCCGCCUGGUUCAAGUACAGCCGCAACAUUGAGAUGCACAACAGGCUCAUGGCAGCCAUCCUCCGUCAUCCAGCACCUCGCAUCGGUGAAACCUUCCGUCUCAAGUCGCCAGAUGAAGAUCUUUCCUUCAUCUGCACUUUCCCAGGUGCCAUCGAUUGGGGCAGAGGUUUGCUCGGCAUCGACUUUUCCAUGUGGCCCCUCUUCAAGACGCUUUCCAUCGACAAUGUACUCACCAUCUGUGAGAUCGCCUUGGCACCCGCUGGCCGCAUCCUCUUCAUGUCGCGCCAUCCUGCCCUCCUGGGCAUGGCCGUCGAGACGAUCAAGUACCUGGUAGAGCUGUGUGGCUGGAAAGGCGUUGCACACCAGAACUGUCACGCAAGAGAUGUUCGCAUCUAUCUCGAGGACCCAGGCUCUUGGCUCAUCGCCAUCAACACGGAAUUGCGCAGCAUCAUUAAGCCCGCUCAAGAAGUCUGCGUCGUCGACCUGGACAUCAACUUUGUCAACUGCCCGCGCCCACCUCUCAAGGCUCCUAGCAAGGGAACGGCACGAGACAAGAAGCGCAGAAAACUCAUUACAGCUCUCGGCUUCUCUUCCGCCGACUACACCAUCCCGCGCGAGUACGUCGAGGCUUUCCCCAGCGGUCGCUUCCGUCCGCUCAGCAAGGUCGAGUCUUCGUCGCGCGAUGCACCGUAUGAACACCUUGAUACGCCGUCUUGGUGGGACCAUGGCGCGCUUGUCGGUGUAUUCGAUCAGGUUUUGCACGAGGGUACCAAGCCGAGCUUCCUUAAAAAGUUCCUGCGCAUGCGUACCGAAAGCCAAUUGGUUGCCUCUGAGACCGAGCAAGCGGCUGUACUUGCGCUGCGCAAGAGGGCAAGUACCUUUGUCGACGCUCGCGACGGUCUCGAGAACAAGAUUGGCAGGCUCAACAAGCGACUCGCCUUCCUCAUGAGCGAAGGCGAGAUGUGGCGACAGCAGUUUGACAAGAUUCAGCAACUCGUCGAUCGACUCACCCGCGAAGCCAGCGAUCUCCGGAUCAAGCUCGACAAGGAGCGCAGAGAGUCAAAGAGGCUCACGUCGACUCUGCAGCAAAGAGACAUGGACUAUGUACAAGCGCAAAUCCAGCUGCGUGAGACCGAACAGGCACGUGAAAAGGCACAGAACGAGUUAUUGCGCAUGCGCACCGCCAUGGACAACCUCGAAUCCGAGCGCGAAGCCAUGAUGGACGAGAUUCGCAACGUUCUGAGCAGCACCGGGGCCGAAGAAUUCGGCAUGUCCUCACUCAACAACCUGCAGAGCUUGACGCAGAAUUUUGGCCGUGUUGACUCGCCCGCUGCCAGUGACGCAAGCCACAACACCGAGAUGCACGUCCUCAAGGCCCGUGCUCUGGCCGAACAGCGUAUUUCAAUGGGCCAGCCACAAAUCAACGGUCAGGCCAGGAAGUUGCCACUUGUCGCUCCCUCUACCAAUGGUCACACCGAGCCUGUCGACGCCAACGCCAAUGCCAACGGCACCUCCUCCAAUCACUUCCCCGACGAGCAGAUGAACAACGAGAUCCAGAAGCGAACAACCGCUGUCACAGAUCAGAUUGCCAAGAUCCAGCAGCAGCUCGAGUCGACCCUCACACAGCUCGAGGGUCGACGAUCUGCCACAUUCGAGCGUCGUCGUCGUUUGUCGUCCUCCUCGAUCGGAAGCGCUCGAUACGAGCACGGGCCGGCUUCGAGCAUUGGACAUCACAACGCCGUUGCCUCGAGCAUCGGCCAUGGCCAAGCUUUGGAUAUCAACGACCGAGCCAACCAGGCCAGCAUGUCAGAAGAGGUCGAGACGAUGGACGGAAACCAUUCUGGCGUAUUUUCACGUCGCCAGCGUGCCGGCUCUUCGGCCAAUCACAGUUCUUCUGCUCGCUCCAAUUAUCUUGCUCCAAGUGCGCCAGCGCUUACACCAAAAAGCCCUGCCCGUUCCCGAGGUGUCUCGCUGGGAUCGACCAAUGCCGCACACACCGAGAACAGCUCUACGGAAGCGAACGGCCACGCCACGUCUUCUCCGCCGAGCGAAGUGCAGGCAGAACCAGAAGCCGCCAAGACUGCUGAAGCGUCGCCCUCGGUGCCUGCAGUGGUCGGAAGCGCUGCAGCUACAGGAGUAGCAGCGGCCAUUGUCGGUGCUGCCGUGUCGCCUGCCGCCGCCGCUGAAGGCGCGCAAAUUCAGGUCAAAAGCGUCGCGGUCCAAGGUGAUGAAGCUUCUGGCGAUCGCAACAGGCCAACGCCUGAGCUUGCUGGGAACCAGGCGAGCGAGGAUGUGGACAUGUCCAAGAAGCUCGACGAGCUAGAUCUGUGCUCGGACUUAAAGACGGUGAACGCAAACGAUGACGACGAUGGGUCGGACGAGGCUCUUAACAUGUUUGAAGAGCCCGAAGAUUUUCGACCCAAGACGCCGCCGCCCACGGUUACGUACUACGAAUUCCCGGGUACGUCGUCCAAGGUGACGCUGAACCUGGUCGGUUCGCAUCCGUUGUGGGGCCACUUGGCGUGGAAUGCGAGCUUUAUCCUUUCGGAUUUCUUGUGCGCGCAUGCACUCACGCUGUUGAAAGGGAAACGUGUGCUCGAGCUGGGCGCAGCGGCGGGCUUGCCGAGUAUCGUGUGCAACUGGGCAUCGGCGUCGCACGUGGUGGCGACCGACUAUCCGGACAAGUUGCUGAUCGACAAUUUGACCAAAAACGUAGUGCUCAACUGUCAAGACGAGUCGUCUGCACUGCGAGGCGCGGGCAAGACAUUUGUUGAAGGAUAUAUCUGGGGCCGCGAUCCGUCGAGUCUGCUUGAAAAAGUGUCGGAAGCGGGCAAGCCGGGCAAGUUCGACUUGAUCCUGCUCUCAGACCUGGUGUUCAACCAUCAGGCGCAUCCGGCGUUGCUCGAGACGUGCGAGAUGUGUCUGGCGGAUGCGGACGAGGGUGCGCAUGUGGAAGCUUGCCUCACGACGCCGUGCGUGCUGGUCUUUUUCACUCACCACCGUCCGCAUUUGGCGUACAAGGAUAUGCAGUUCUUCGAUAUGGCCGAAGUAAAGGGUUGGAAAUUCGAGGAACUCGGCGAGUGGUUCCGCCAGCCCAUGUUCCCGCAAGAUCCAGGCGAUGAGGUCGUCAGAUCUACCAUUCAUGGUUUCCGGUUAUGGAGAGCGUGA